GCCUAUGCAUCUGGAUGCGACAUUGUAAUACUGGGAAGUAAUUUUGAAAGAUUACAGAUCAUCCCAGGCGCUAAGCAUGGAAAUAUCCAAGUGGGAUGUGUAGACUGUUCAAUGCAACAAGGCAAGAUUGCAGCAUCCUAUGGAAAUGUUAUCUCUGUUUUUGAACCAGUCAGUCUUCGGAAAAAAAGGAAAAAUUUGGAACUUUAUAGUCAGUGGCAGAAAAGUGGCCAGUUUUUUUUGGACUCAAUAGCACUUAAUAUAACUUGGGAUCCCACAGGUAAUCGUCUUUUAACUGGUUCUAGCUGUCUGCAGCUCUGGUGUAACAAUAACUCAAGGAAGCAAACUGAAGAUGAAAAUCCAGAUAGAACAAAUCUUAACUUUGGAGAUUGGGUGUGCAUUUGGCAUUGCAAAACUGCUUCCCAAGUCCAUUUAAUGAAAUUUUCACCAGAUGGAGAAUUUUUUGCCACUGCUGGAAAGGAUGACUGUCUUCUAAAGGUAUGGUAUAAUGUAGAAAACUGGCGACCAGCUGUUACCUCUCCAGAUAAAAAUUCAGAAAAACAAUCCCAAGGAGAAAUGGACUUUUCCUUUGUGUAUCUGGCCCAUCCACGAGCUGUAAAUGGAUUUUCCUGGCGUAAAACAAGCAAAUAUAUGCCAAGGGCUUCUGUAUGUAAUGUACUGUUGACUUGCUGUAAGGAUAAUGUGUGUCGUCUUUGGGUAGAAACAUUUUUACCAAAUGACUGCUUGCUGUAUGAAGGUGACUACAACCACUGGUGUGAACCAAUUAAUUUAACAAAUAACUUCAAGAGAAAUGCUUCCAGUAAAGACCGAGUUCAAAGUGCUCUAGAAGUAAAUCUGAGACCUUUCCGUAAAGGUCGGAGGAAAUCACUUGCUCUUGUAGCACAUACUGGCUAUCUGCCUCAUCAGCAGGAUCCUCACCAUGUCCACAGGAACACACCAUUGCAUGCCAAUGCACUUUGUCACUUUCAUAUUGCAGCCAGCAUCAACCCAGCCACAGACAUCCCACUUCUUCCAUCUAUUACAUCUUUAAGUUUAAGUGAAAAUGAAGAGAAGUGUGGACCUUUUGUGGUACACUGGUUAAACAAUAAAGAGCUGCAUUUUACAUUGUCCAUGGAAGUCUUCUUACAACAACUUAGAAAAAGUUUUGAACAGCCCUCAUCUGAGGCCAGCGUAGAAGACUCUAUUCAGGCAGAUAUAAAGUCUGAUGAAGAAAUGGAUGAUGGUAUUGAUGAUUUAAAAAUAAAUCAUGAAAAGAAGGAAUUGGGUGAAGAUAAAAUGUUAUCAAACUCAAAUUUUACACCAUUAUCAUCAGCUGCCAUUGACCAUCAGAUUGAAGUGCUUCUGUCUGAAUGGAGUAAAAAUGCAGACAUGCUUUUCAGUAUUCAUCCCAUGGAUGGUUCUUUACUAGUUUGGCAUGUAGAUUGGCUGGAUGAAUACCAGCCUGGUAUGUUUCGUCAAGUACAGGUGUCCUUUGUUUCCAGAAUUCCUGUAGCUUUCCCCACAGGCGAUGCAAACUCUCUCUGUAAAAGCAUAGUUAUGUACGCCUGUACCAAGAAUGUUGACUUGGCUAUUCAACAAGGAAAACAAAAACCUACUGGCCUCACUCGUUCCACAUCAAUGCUUAUCUCCUCUGGUCACAGUAAAUCAUCGAACAAUUUAAAAUUAAGUAUUUUUACUCCUAAUGUUAUGAUGAUUUCAAAGCAUGCUGAUGGUUCUUUGAAUCAGUGGCUGGUUAGUUUUGCUGAGGAAUCUGCUUUUUCUACAGUUCUUAGUAUUUCUCACAAAUCCAGAUACUGUGGUCAUCGUUUUCAUCUUAAUGAUUUAGCUUGCCACUCAGUAUUACCAUUGCUGUUGACAACUUCACACCAUAAUGCAUUAAGAACACCAAAUGUGGGUAACCAAAAGCAACCUCAUGACACUGUAAAUACUGAAGAAUGUUCCUUGACACAGCAAAAUACAAACAAUGUUGAUACGGCAUUUCAAGAUCCCAAUGCCAUUUAUAGUGAACUUAUUCUUUGGAGGGUUGAUCCAGUUGGGCCAUUAUCUUUUUCUGGAGGAGUGUCUGAGCUAGCCCGGAUUAAUUCUCUUCAUGUCUCUGCCUUUUCCAAUGUGGCAUGGCUCCCUACUCUUAUACCCAGUUACUGUCUAGGUGCAUACUGCAACUCUCCUAGUGCAUGCUUUGUAGCUAGUGAUGGACAAUAUCUGAGGUUAUAUGAAGCAGUUAUUGAUGCCAAGAAACUUUUAUAUGAGCUUUCCAACCCUGAAAUUUCUAAAUAUGUUGGUGAAGUGUUUAACAUCGUCAGUCAGCAAUCAACAGCCAGGCCAGGUUGCAUUAUUGCAUUAGAUCCCAUUACCAGGCUUCAUGGCAGAAAAACCCAGUUGCUUCAUGUUUUUCAAGAAGACUUCAUUUUGAAUAACCUUGAGAAGAAAAGUCUGGGAAAAAACAUUUUAUUGGAUCCAGGCAAUUCACCUCAUGGAUUUUCUGAAAAGUUCUACCUGGUUGUGAUAGAGUGCACUCAGGACAACCGUUCACUGUUACAAAUGUGGGAUUUACACUUAAGGUCCAUUCCUGUCUCACUGGAUGAAAAAACAGACACAAAACUAUCAGAAGCUGUUUGGCUACCAGAAGAGAAUUAUUCCUCUUCUCCAGAGAAGAUCCUAUCUCCAUUUUCACAGAGAUUCCAGGCAUGCAGAGCAAACCUUCAGAGCACCAGCAAGCUGUCCCUGUUCUCUGAAUUGGUGUACAGCAAAGAGAUGGAUUUGCCGGAAGGAGUGGAAAUAAUCAGUGUUAAGCCUUCAGCAGGACACCUGAGUUCAUCUUCCAUAUAUCCUGCAUGCAGUGCCCCUUAUUUAUUGGCAACUUCAUGCUCAGAUAAUAAAGUAAGAUUUUGGCGAUGCAGAGUAACAGAUGGAGAAUCGGCUACAUCAAAGAGUGGAAAAAUAGAUCUUGUAUAUAUUUGGGAAGAAUGGCCAUUACUCAUUGAAGAUGGACUUCAGAGCAAUAGUAGUAUAACUGUACCUGGUAGGCCUAUAGAAGUGAGCUGUGCACAUACUAAUCGUUUAGCAGUAGCUUAUAAGCAGCCUGCAUCUAAUAGUAAAUCUCAGGAAUUUGUGAUGCAUGUAAGUAUUUUUGAAUGUGAGUCUACAGGAGGUUCAUGUUGGGUCCUUGAACAGACAAUUCAUUUAGAUGAGUUAAGUACAGUGUUGGAUUCUGGCAUUAGUAUUGAUAGCAAUUUAGUGGCCUAUAAUAAACAGGAGACAUAUUUAUUCAGUAAAGAAAGUAUUACAUCAAGCACAAAACAUUUGGUUCAUUUAGAUUGGAUGUCUAGAGAAGAUGGUUCUCAUAUCUUGACUGUAGGAAUUGGCUCAAAACUUUUUAUGUAUGGACCCCUGGCUGGCAAGGUACAAGAACAAACUGGUAAGGAAAACCAGGCAUUUCCUCUCUGGGAGAGUACUAAAAUUGUACCUCUUUCUAAAUUUGUACUAUUACGAAGUGUGGACUUGGUUUCUUCUGUAGAAGGUGCCCCACCUUUUCCUGUUUCUUUAUCAUGGGUCCGAGAUGGCAUCCUUGUUGUAGGAAUGGAUUGUGAAAUGCAUGUAUAUUCCCAAUGGCAGCCAUCUUAUAAACAAGAACCUGUUACAACAGAUUCAUACAAUGGAAGCACUCCAUCUAUAGUAAAUUUAAUAAAACAAAGUAACUCAUCAAGUUCUGGACUACAUCCUCCAAAGAAAACCCUUACUCGAUCCAUGACCAGUCUUGCACAGAAAAUCUGUGGAAAGAAAACUAUGUUUGACCCUUCAGUGGAUAUGGAAGAUUCUGGUCUUUUUGAAGCAGCUCAUGUACUCUCCCCAACUUUACCUCAGUACCAUCCCUUGCAACUUUUGGAACUCAUGGAUCUUGGCAAAGUCCGGAGAGCCAAGGCUAUCUUAUCACAUCUUGUCAAAUGCAUUGCUGGGGAAGUUGUGGCUCUGAAUGAAACUGAAUCCAAUCAUGAGCGCCGCCUUAGGUCUCUCACCAUCAGUGCUAGUGGAAGCACCACCAGAGACCCUCAGGCAUUCAACAAAACUGAAAACACAGAUUACACAGAGAUAGACUCUGUCCCUCCACUUCCUUUGUAUGCCUUACUUGCAGCAGAUGAUGAUAGCUAUUGCUCAUCUUCGGAAAAGUUUAGUAAUGAAAGUUCCUCAAGUAAAAACAACCAUGUAUCAAAAGAAAGUUAUGAUGAGCUUUUCCAGACUUCAGUUCUGAUAUCUGAGAGUCACAUGUUGGAGACAGAUGAAGAAAAUACGAAGCCCAAAGUUAUUGACCUUUCACAAUACAGUCCAACUUAUUUUGGUCCUGAGCAUGCGCAAGUUCUUUCUGGCCAUUUACUGCAUUCUAGUUUACCAGGGCUCACUCGGAUGGAACAAAUGUCUUUGAUGGCCUUAGCAGAUACAAUUGCAACUACAAGCACUGAUAUUGGAGAAAGCAGGGACAGAAGUCAAGGUGGAGAAACUCUAGAUGAAUGUGGAUUAAAGUUUCUUUUGGCUGUUUGACUUCAUUUGUUUCUUACAACUUCCCUUUCAGCCUAUCGAGCUCAACUCCUUCACCAAGGCCUCUCUACUGGUCAUUUUGCGUGGGCAUUUCAUUCCGUAGCAGAAGAAGAAUUGCUGAAUAUGUUGCCAGCCAUGCAGAAAGAUGAUCCUACUUGGUCUGAACUGAGAGCAAUGGGUGUGGGCUGGUGGGUUCGCAAUUCUCGAAUCUUGCGCAAAUGCAUAGAAAAAGUAGCCAAAGCAGCCUUUCAUAGGAAUAAUGAUCCUUUAGAUGCUGCAAUUUUCUACCUUGCAAUGAAAAAAAAGGCUGUGAUUUGGGGAUUAUAUCGAGCUCAAAAAGACACCAAAAUGACACAGUUUUUUGGACACAAUUUUGAGGAAGAGAGGUGGCGUAAAGCAGCUUUGAAAAAUGCCUUUUCUUUAUUAGGCAAGCAGCGGUUUGAACAUUCAGCAGCUUUUUUUCUUCUAGGUGGUUGCCUCAGAGAUGCAAUUGAGGUGUGUCUUGAGAAACUGAAUGACAUUCAGUUGGCUCUUGUAAUAGCAAGACUCUUUGAGUCUGAAUUUGAUAAGUCUGCAACAUACAAAUCUAUUUUACGAAAAAAAGUUUUGGGAAUUGGCUCUUCAGUCAAUGAACUCAGUUCAUCGAACAUAAAUGCACAUCGUGACCCCUUUCUUCGGAGUAUAGCACAUUGGAUUUUAGAAGAUUAUAGUGCUGCUUUGGAAACAUUAAUAAAGCAACCAUUUACAGAAGAUGAAGAUCAAGUCAUGAUGUCAGCCUGUAAUCCUAUGGUUUUUAAUUUCUACAAUUAUCUAAGAACACAUCCACUUUUGCUAAGACGUCAUUUUGGAUCAUCUGACACAUUUUCAAAGCAAAUGGCUUUAACAGGAAAAAGUGGACUGGCAGGAACAAUUAAUCUAAGUGAAAGAAGAUUAUUUUUUACUACUGCCAGUGCUCACCUAAAAUCUGGCUGCCCCAUGUUGGCUUUGGAAGUAUUGUCAAAAAUGCCCAAAGUUAUCAAGAAAACAAAACACUUUUGUAGAGCAUCUAGUUUUUAUACUAGUAAAGAUUCUUCUCCAUUACAAUCGGAUACAAGAGAAGAUAAGUCUUCUGCUGUUGACUGGUCACAGUCAGUGAUGAAUGGUUUUGAAUCUUCUUCAGAGGGUUCCUCAGAGAGACAGUCAAACUCCACCUUUUCUUUUGAUUGGAGCCAACCAAGUAUGGUAUUUCAGGAUGACUCUUUGGAGUUGAAAUGGGAUAGUGAUAAUGAUGAAGAAAAUGAAGAUCCUCCUAUUUCAAUGAAAGAAAUAAAACCUUUGCCAAGAAAAACAGAUAAAAAAUUAGACGAAUUAAAUAGUUACACUGACUCUUUAAGCACACUAGAUGAAGGUGAUAUUUUAAAUCCAUCAGAAGAUAUAAUUGCUGUUCAACUAAAAUUUAGAGCAUGUUUAAAGAUUCUCACAGUGGAACUUCGUACUUUAUCUACUGGCUAUGAAAUAGAUGGUGGGAAAUUGCGUUACCAACUCUACCACUGGCUUGAAAAAGAGGUGGUAGCUCUUCAGAGGACUUGUGACUUUUGCUCAGAUGCAGAACAGCUGCAGACCACAUUUACUCAAAAUACAGGGGAAUCUGGAUUAAGUGAGGAUAUUGAUCAUUUGCAUCACCAAACAAAAGUGAAACAACAGAGAGAAAGUUUCCAGGAAAAAAGACAGUGGCUCUUGAAGUAUCAGUCACUCUUGAGAAUGUUUCUUAGUUACUGCGUACUUCAUGGCUCUCAUGGUGGGGGUCUUGCAUCUGUGAGAAUGGAAUUAAUUUUACUUUUACAAGAAUCUCAGAAGGAAACAGCAGAACCAAUAUUUCCUAACCCUCUGUCAGAACAAACUUCAGUGCCUCUUCUCUUUGCUUGUACAGCCAGUGCCAAAACAGUAGUUGCCAAUCCAUUGUUGCACCUUAGUAAUCUAACACAUGAUAUUCUACAUGCCAUAAUAAAUUUUGAUUCACCACCUCAUCCUGAUAGCCAAAGUAAUAAAGUAUAUGUAAUGCAUACUUUAGCAGCUUCACUUUCUGCUUGUAUUUAUCAGUGCCUUUGUGGUAGUCAUAACUACAGUUCAUUUCAGACGAAUCAGUUUACUGGAAUGGUGUAUCAGACAGUACUGCUUGCCCAUCGACAUUCUUUGAGAACAGGAAGUUUAGAUGAAUCAGUAACUCCCAACACAUCACCAGCUCAAUGGCCAGGAAUAAGUUGUCUAAUUCAGCUUUUGAAUUCUUCUGGUGAAGAAGCUCAAUCAGGACUUACAGUCUUGCUUUGUGAAAUUCUCACUGCAGUGUAUCUUAGUCUGUUCAUUCAUGGGCUGGCAACACAUUCUAGUAAUGAACUAUUUCGGAUUGUAGCCCAUCCCCUAAAUGAAAAUAUGUGGUCUGCAGUAUUUGGUGGAGGAGUACAGAUGCACUCAAAGGCCUCCUCUGUUGAAGGAGAAAAACAAAAUAAACACUUUAGUCCAUCAAAAGUAUCUUGCAGAGAAUCUUCUCCCAUAACCUCUUCCUCAGUAAAUCAGGAGUCACUGGCAGUCAAAGAGAAGUUCAUCCCACCCGACCUAAGUAUCUGGGACUAUUUCAUAGCCAAGCCUUUUCUACCCCCUUCCCAGAGUAGAGUGGAGUAUGAUUCUGAGGAGAGUCUAGAAAGUGAUGAUGAGGAUGAUGAGGAUGAUGAUACUUUCCCUUCUGAUCUCCAUCUCCGGGAACAUUCUAACUCAAAUUCAUUCAGUUGGUCAUUGAUGAGAUUGGCUAUGGUCCAGUUGGUGCUCAGCAAUUUGAAGACUUUCUAUCCCUUUGCAGGUCAUGAUCUUUCAGAACUACCUGUUAGUUCACCUCUUUGUCAUGCAGUUCUUAAAACUCUUCAGUGUUGGGAACAAGUUCUUCUCCGACGACUUGAAAUCCAUGGUGGACCUCCUCAAAACUAUAUCUCUAGUCAUACUUCUGAAGAGAAUGUGUCUGCGGGUCCUGCAAUACUCCGUCACAAAGCUUUACUAGAACCUACAAACACUCCUUUCAAAUCCAAAAAUCAUCUGGCACUGUCUGUGAAGAGGCUUUGGCAGUACUUGGUGAAACAGGAAGAAAUUCAAGAAACUUUUAUCAGAAAUAUAUUCACAAAGAAACGAUGUCUAAACGAGAUAGAGGCAGACUUGGGAUAUCCUGGAGGUAAAGCAAGAAUUAUUCAUAAGGAAUCUGAUAUCAUUACUGCCUUUGCUGUUAAUAAAGCAAAUAGAAAUUGCAUAGCAAUUGCCUCCAGCCAUGAUGUACAAGAACUGGAUGUUUCUGGAAUUCUGGCCACACAGAUCUAUACAUGGGUGGAUGAUGAUGCAGAAACAGAAACUAAAGGAUCAGAAGACUUCUUGGUGAUACAUGCUCGUGAUGAUUUAGCAGCUGUCCAAGGUUCAACCCCAUACACGCACAGCAACCCUGGCACUCCAAUCAAUAUGCCAUGGCUUGGAAGUACACAGACAGGCAGAGGAGCAUCUGUGAUGACAAAGAAAGCCAUUAAUAAUGUCAGAAGGAUGACAUCACAUCCAACUCUUCCUUACUAUCUGACAGGUGCUCAAGAUGGGAGUGUCAGAAUGUUUGAAUGGGGCCAUUCUCAGCAAAUAACCUGUUUUCGAACUGGUGGCAAUUCAAGAAUUACAAGAAUGAGAUUUAACUAUCAGGGAAAUAAGUUUGGAAUUGUUGAUGCUGAUGGAUAUUUAAGUUUGUACCAAACAAACUGGAAAUGUUGUCCAGUUACUGGGAGCAUACCUAAGCCAUAUCUGGCUUGGCAGUGUCAUAACAAGACAGCCAAUGAUUUUGUCUUCGUUAGUUCUUCCUCUCUGAUAGCUACAGCUGGUCUUUCAACUGACAAUAGAAACAUAUGUCUAUGGGAUACUCUAGUAGCACCUACCAAUAGUUUAGUCCAUGCUUUUACCUGCCAUGAUAGUGGAGCCACAGUUUUAGCAUAUGCUCCCAAACAUCAACUACUAAUAUCAGGUGGCAGAAAAGGUUUCACAUGUAUAUUUGACCUUCGACAACGGCAACAGAGGCAACUUUUUCAGAGCCAUGAUUCCCCUGUUAAAGCCAUUGCUAUUGAUCCAACUGAAGAGUACUUUGUUACAGGAUCUGCUGAAGGCAAUAUAAAGAUUUGGAGUCUUUCUACCUUUAGUCUUCUCCAUACUUUUAUCAGUGAACAUGCUCGACAGUCUAUUUUUAGAAAUAUUGGAACUGGAGUCAUGCAAGUUGAGACAGGACCAGCAAAUCACAUUUUCUCUUGUGGAGCUGAUGGAACAAUGAAAAUGAGGAUACUGCCGGAUCAGUUUAGCCCUUUAAACGAGGUGUUAAAAAAUGAUGUAAAAUUGAUGCUGUAACAUUUUCACAAGAGGGUGUGUGAUUUAUUACCUGCUUUGUGGAAGUGGCCAACAGAUACAGUAUGCAGUAAUCCCCUGUACUAAGGGUAAGCUAAUGCUUUUAUCCCCUGUACCAAGGGUAAGCUAAUGCAUUCUUGUUGUCAUAUUUAUUUUAUGGAGCUUUGCCCUUAAUGCACUGAUGCCUUAAAAGUUAACCGGUCAUUCAAAGUUAGAUCCUAUUACCUAACAUAGAAUGUAUAAGUAAUGCUGUAUUCAUACUUAUUUAUAGUAUAUUUUAGUAAAAUGUCAUCACAUUAAAGGAACUUUGUUUUCUCAUUGUUACAAACUCUUCUGCAGACCCCAGUGCAUGAAUAUUAUUGACAGUAAAACCCUUUAAGACAGGUGCCGAGAAAAUACUCAUCAUUUUAUUGACCACACUCACUACUUUGUUACACAGACAUCAUAAUUUUUUUUCUGUUAAUAAUGAGAAGUUUAUGUAUAGGUAAGAUAAGACAUCUCCAUUAAAACUACUAUUGGAACUUCCAUAUAAAAGAACCAAGGAGUUCAUUAGGGUUUUGCUCUUUCCCUUCUAUAGCCCAGAUGUGUGUAUGUAAAUGUAUUUAUGUGUAUGUAUAUAUAUGUGCAUAUGUAUAUAUAUAUUACACAUCUUAUUUGAUAUUGUAUAUAUACAAAAAGAAACUCCAAGUCUUUUAUGUGUUUUGUGCCAUAACACCUACUGCCACAAGUAUAAAACUUCACUUGCAACUGUUUUUUAAUAUAAUUUUUAAAAUUAUCACUUUAAUUUUCAAGUCACUUUUAGGAAGAAUUCAAAGAUUACUAUUUUAAAGAUAUUAAAUCAAAUAAGUCUCAGUAGGCAAUAAAGAUGUUAUGUGGCACAUAAGCAUUUACAUUUAUGAAUUUGUCACCAGUUUUUGAUGAUCAGUCAUUUUACUUAAAUUCUGUUUUAGUUUUAUGUUUUUUAGAUGAAUUUAGUCUCAAAAUUCUGAAAAUGUUAGAGCAGUGUUUUUAGAAACAUUGUGAAAAGAGUCAAAUUAAAUAGGUAGUAUUUACAAAUGUACAGUGCCCUCCAUAUCUACCAUUGAUAGGAAAUAAACCUUAUAUUUUAUUAUUUUUGCCAAAAUAUAUUAUUUAUUAUAAAAUUUAUCCAAAAUAUUUAAAAUUUACAAUGCUUCUAACUUAAAUAUACUAGCCCUAUUUCUGUUUGUUUCAUGCUAUACCUUUUCUGAUUCAGAAAUGUAAAAAAACUUGAUAAAUACUUGAUUCCUAGCCAAUGAGACUGGCAGUAGAUGGGGAUAAGUGUUUAAGGGACAGUUACAUAUUACUUAGCUUAAAUUUAUUUUUAGUUAGAACUGUAAAUGACCAUUUUUAUGUAAGGAAAUACGGAAAACUAUUAGGAGUUAAAGAGUCAAAGCAAAGAAAUGAAGGGCUGGUAAAUGAAUUUUGUAAUAUCCUCAGGAUACUUUUAUUAUAAAAGUAUAUUGUUAAAGGUUUUGUAAAUUGUAUUUCAUAAUUUUAAAUAUAGUGACAAGUUACAGUAAAAACACUGUCAUUAUAGAAAGUUUAUAUAUGCACAUAGUAACCUGUACCUAUAAAUUGUGCAAUAACAAUAUAUGACUAUUUUGCCAUGGAGAAAUCUGUGACAAUAUUGCAAAUAAUAUUAUUCUUUGAUGUAGCUAAGUUAUUUUUUAGUAAUCUCUUCACAAAUCAAGAUUCAAAAGGCUUUAAACACUUUCCUUAAGAAAGAAAAUUUAUCGUGUUUAUUAAAAACAAAAGGCUUUGGGUAUGAACUAUUGAGCAUUCUAAUUGAGGGUUUAUAUGAAUAACCACAUAUUAUGUAAGCCCAUAUGUAUUUACAUCCAGAGUCAUAUUUUAAAUAAACAAUCAUGUAGUGAUUUUUUUCGCA
Messenger RNA from Cricetulus griseus (Chinese hamster), 10843 nucleotides. NCBI's taxonomy places the organism in Eukaryota, Metazoa, Chordata, Mammalia, Rodentia, Cricetidae. The record is from RefSeq and is a predicted model, not a curated record.